Brassica napus (rape) is the source of this 3240-nucleotide messenger RNA. RefSeq lists its product as uncharacterized. The record is from RefSeq and is a predicted model, not a curated record. The transcript has a single exon. Gene Ontology annotation, molecular function: RNA-DNA hybrid ribonuclease activity; nucleic acid binding. Lineage: Eukaryota; Viridiplantae; Streptophyta; Magnoliopsida; Brassicales; Brassicaceae. The coding region runs from base 1 to 3240 and encodes 1079 amino acids.
AUGGUGCAAAAGAACGAGGCAGACCUCAGGACGUGCCUCGACGAGUCUAAAGCAAGAAAGACUACCCGCACCGAAGCUGCUCUACACCUUCAUUCUCAGCCCGUAGAUUUACGUGAGCAGAUCAAUUCCAAAGCCGAAGACUUGCGCGCCAAGCUUGGUCAGCCGAAGCAACAUGAUUUGCGACCAUGCCUCGAAGCGAAAAGACAAGCGCAACGAGAAUUGAUGAAAGUUACGAACACCUCACACCUCAACGUCAUAAUGGGUGGUUCACCUCCUUGCGGGGACUCGGUAAGAGCAGUUAAAGAUUACAUGCGGCAAGCCAUCACCGCCCAGAAGUGGCCUUCGCAAGUCGAAGUAGAUCAUCAAAUCUCUUUCUCGGCGGCCGACACUCACGGCAUCAGGAUGCCACAUAACGACCCACUCCUAAUCGAUAUCGGAAUUGAUGAAUGCCAAUUCACAAAGGUUCUCGUCGACACAGGCAGCUCAGUCGACCUUAUCUUUCGGGACACACUCGACAAGAUGGGAGUUGACCUGCGCGACAUGAAGCCCUCCUCACACACUCUCACGGGAUUCAAUGGCUCCUCGGAACAGAUGAUUGGGACAAUUCGUCUCCCAGUUUACGCAGGUGAUGUGACCCUCACUGUUAAGUUCUCUGUUAUCCGGGCUAGGGCACCCUACAAUGCGAUCCUCAGAACACCUUGGUUACAUUCCAUGAAAGCCAUUCCCUCCACCUACCACCAAUGUGUUAAGUUCCCUGGGAAAGAUGGAACGAUGCAGACGGUCCGCGGGGACCAACAAGCCGCAAGAGAGUUACUUAUCGCCGCGGUCAAGCUACAACAAUCACUUUCUCUCGUCAACAAACCAAUACAUAAGAUCUACCCUCAGAAGGAAGAAAUCCACGAGGUUCCCAUCGAUGGAGCCGACUCAUCGAAGGUCGUGCGCAUUGGCGCCUAUCUCUCCGACGAUCUGCAGUCAUUAAUCAUUUCUUUCCUCAAAGAAAAUGCCUCGACCUUUGCAUGGGUAACUUCUGAUAUGAAGGGUAUAGACCCCGCAAUAACAUCUCACGAGUUAAACGUCGAUCCGACGUUCAAGCCUAUUCGACAGAAGAGACGAAAGCUUGGACCCGAACGGUCCAAAGCAGUAAAUGAAGAAGUUGACAGGUUGCUCGACGCAGGCUUCAUCGCCGAAGUACGGUACCCGGAAUGGCUAGCAAACCCCGUCGUUGGUAAAAAGAAAAACGGGAAAUGGUGCAUUUGUGUUGACUUCACAGAUUUGAACAAAGCAUGUCUAAAAGACAGUUACCCUCUCUCGCAUAUCGACCGUUUGGUGGAGUCGACUGCCGCCAACGAGCUCCUAACAUUUACGGACGCUUUCUCUGGGUACAAUCAAAUCAUGAUGCAUACGGACGAUCGCGAGAAAACGGCAUUCAUAACGGACAAAGGGACAUAUUGCUACAAGGUCAUGCCUUUCGGCCUAAAGAACGCAGGAGCGACGUACCAGCGUCUGGUCAAUAGAAUGUUUGCCGACAAACUCGGCAACACUAUGGAAGUUUACAUUGAUGAUAUGCUGGUCAAAUCACUUCGCACCAAGGAUCAUCUCAACCACUUACGAGACUGCUUCAAAACGCUGAACGAGUACGGGAUGAAGCUCAAUCCAGCGAAAUGCACCUUCGGCGUCACGUCUAGAGAGUUCCUAGGUUACAUUGUCACCCAGCGAGGCAUCGAAGCAAACCCCAAAAAAAUAACGGCAAUCCUCGAUCUCCCUAGUCCGAAGAACACCCGCGAGGUUCAGCGUUUAACCGGAAGGAUUGCAGCACUGAACAGGUUCAUCUCAAGAUCCACAGACAAAUGCCUCUCGUUCUAUGAGGUCUUGCGAGGAAAUAAAAGAUUCGUCUGGGACGAAAAAUGCGAGGAAGCCUUCAAUCAACUGAACCAUUACCUAACGACACCUCCAGUUCUGUUGAAGCCCGAGGUCGGAGACACUCUAUCCUUAUACAUUGUCGUCACCUCCUCGGCUAUUAGCAGCGUCCUAAUACGAGAAGACAGUGGCAAACAGAAACCUAUUUUCAACACCAGCAAGCGGAUGACGGAACCGGAAACGAGAUACCCAACCUUGGAAAAGAUGGCCCUAGCUAUCACCACCUCGGCAAGAAAACUCAGACCUUAUUUCCAAUCGCACACUAUCGAGGUACUCUCCAACCAGCCCCUUAGGACGGUAAUGCAAAAUACCAACCAAUCAGGAAGGCUAACAAAGUGGGCAAUUGAGCUUAGCGAACACGACAUCGUGUACAAGAACCGCACAGCUGCUAAGUCGCAAGUUCUUGCUGAUUUCCUGAUCAAGCUAACGCCGGAGUUAGAACAAGAUCUUGUGCUGCCAAGCCUGAACUGGAUACUGCACGUAGAUGGUUCAUCUACGAACAAAGGUUUAGGAGCGGGCGUACAACUCCAGUCACCGACAGGCGAACUAAUCCCACAGUCGUUCAGUUUUGAUUUUCCGGCGUCCAACAACGAAGCCGAAUACGAGUCUCUCAUUGCAGGCCUUCGUCUCGCAAAGACAGUAAAAGCUAGACGAGUCAAUGCAUACUGUGACUUCCAACUCGUGGUGAGUCAAUUUCUCGGAGAUUACGACGUCAGGAACGACAGAAUGGAUGCUUCCUUGAAACUCGUCAAAGAUCUUACACAAGAUUUUGAAUUCUUCGAGCUAACGAAAGUCCCUCGCAGAGAGAACGUAUGUGCGGACGCGCUCGCAGCCCUUGGGAGUAAGCUACACGAUCAGGUGAAAAGGACAAUCCCAAUACAUAGGAUUGAAAAGCCAAGCAUCAGCCCACCGACAGAACAACUUGCCAUUGCAGCAUCUAUCGCCGACGCCAUGGAUAUCGACGAAGGGGAACCUCGCACAACGGAAGAGCAACUCGAAGAUUGGCGAACGAAAUUCAUCGCUUACCUAUCCGACGGGAUACUACCUACAGAGAAAUGGGAAGCAAGACGACUCAAAAGACGCAGUGCGCAUUAUGUCUUCAUGGAUGGAACACUCCAUCGAUGGACCGCAACAAAAGUACUCCUUAGGUGUAUCUUUGGAGACGAAACAAGGCUGGUCAUGGCCGAAACACAUGAAGGAGCAGCAGGCAACCAUUCAGGAGGACGAGCUCUCGCACUAAAAGUCAAAAGCCUUGGUUUCUAUUGGCCAACAAUGAACGCAGAUUGCGAAUCCUACGUCAAGAAAUGCGAUAAGUGCCAGUGA